Messenger RNA from Ornithodoros turicata, 631 nucleotides. Its product is annotated as shematrin-like protein 2. The transcript is spliced from 3 exons. Lineage: Eukaryota; Metazoa; Arthropoda; Arachnida; Ixodida; Argasidae. The record is from RefSeq and is a predicted model, not a curated record. The coding region runs from base 213 to 518 and encodes 101 amino acids.
UGAAAUCUACGGCUUCCAAUUUCCUUCCAUUUCGUGCCUUCUCUGAUAAGCGUUGAAACGCAAAAGAAUAAAGAAGAAAAUUCUCGCGUGCCCAACUUGUCAAACGGGUGAAUCUCAAGGAAAUGGGAGUUUCACUACCCGUCUUGCCGACUAAUAUAAAAGGUGCGGCUACCUGAGAAGGUGUAUGUCAGUUGCAUCGCUGAGCUUAUAGGAUGAACAAGUUGGUUGUGUUUCUUUUCGCCUUCGGCCUCUUCACCACAGCUACGGCUGGUGGGUUUGCCGGCCAUGGCGGUGGCCUCGUUCUUGGCCAUGGGGGAUUUGGUGCUGGCUUCGGAUUUGGCGGUGGCCAUGGCCACGAGGUGCAUGCCCUUCGAGGACCAACAUACCUGGUGAAAACUGUUCAUCACGUGCAGAAGCUUCACGGCGGAGGCGGACACCUUGGUGGUUACGGGCAUGGCUUCAGCGUUGGCCUCAAGGGAUUCGGCGGCUUCGGAAGUCAUGGCUGGCACGGGCGAUAGGAUGUUUGAAAUCCACAAGAAUUAAGGAAGACAUAGGAAGCCCUCUUGCAGUACCAUUUAAACGCCGUCUUUCUUGGAGGCUGAAAUGAAGGGUGCUGAUUUCGUGUACACAC